Messenger RNA from Strongyloides ratti, 636 nucleotides. RefSeq names its product Calponin repeat and Calponin homology domain and Smooth muscle protein/calponin family-containing protein. NCBI's taxonomy places the organism in Eukaryota, Metazoa, Nematoda, Chromadorea, Rhabditida, Strongyloididae. Gene Ontology annotation, molecular function: protein binding. The record is from RefSeq and is a predicted model, not a curated record. Bases 1 to 636 code for a protein of 211 amino acids. The transcript has 2 exons.
AUGGCAAAUCAUGGUCCAUCAUAUGGUUUAAGUCGUGAUAUUGAAAAAAAAAAUCAAGCAAGAUUUAUUCUUGAAGAGGCACAAGAAAUUAUUUCAUGGGUACAACAAACUACUGAAAUACCAUUUCCAAUUGAUCCUAUGGAAAUAAAUGAUAGUAAUGAAUUUUGUAAUCUUCUUAAAGAUGGAGUUCAAUUAUGUUAUUUAAUUAAUCGACUUUUAAAAUUAGAUAAACAAUCUUUAAUUAAAUUUAAAGAAUCACCUGUUAUGCCUUUUCAUAAAAUGGAAAAUAUUUCAACAUUUCUUGAAGCAAUAAAACGAUAUGGUGUUUUAGAAUUUUCAUGUUUUCAAACUGUUGAUCUUUAUGAAAAUAAACAUCCAUAUAAAGUUGUUGAAUGUUUGAGGUCUCUUGCAGGUGUGGCACAAUUUAAAAAUGCAAAGAUCUCAUUUCCACCAUGGGUUGUUAAAAUGGCACAAUCAAAUAAACGUCAUUUUUCAAAAGAUAUAAUAAAACAAGGAGAAGUAAUAAUUCCUUUACAAUAUGGAACAAAUAAAUGUGCUUCACAAAAAGGAAUGACACCAUAUGGACUUGGAAGACAAAUUACAUUAGAUAAUACAUUAUCUAAGAAAACCUGUUAA